This is a messenger RNA of Polyodon spathula (Mississippi paddlefish), 7999 nucleotides long. Its product is annotated as inosine-5'-monophosphate dehydrogenase 1a. The transcript is spliced from 16 exons. Lineage: Eukaryota; Metazoa; Chordata; Actinopteri; Acipenseriformes; Polyodontidae. Gene Ontology annotation, biological process: GTP biosynthetic process. Gene Ontology annotation, cellular component: cytoplasm. Gene Ontology annotation, molecular function: IMP dehydrogenase activity. The record is from RefSeq and is a predicted model, not a curated record. Bases 95 to 1717 code for a protein of 540 amino acids.
GGGCUCUUCAUAACGCCACAGUGUAGCAAACUAGUGCUUUAGCAACUGGACUGCCGUCUGUGUGUCACUGGAACUGGGUUUGAUAGGGACUAGCAUGGCAGAUUAUCUGAUCAGUGGAGGCACAGGGUAUGUUCCUGAAGAUGGUCUCACAGCACAGCAGCUCUUUGCUGUUGGGGAUGGCCUCACCUACAACAGAUCAGGUCAUCAGUGUGAUUCUGAUGGACUCACAGCAGAAGAGCUAUGCUCAAAGGGAGAUGGAUUGACUUAUGAUGAUUUCCUGAUACUCCCUGGGUUCAUUGACUUCACUGCUGAUGAAGUGGAUUUGACCUCUGCUCUUACCAGGAAAAUCACCCUGAAAACACCCCUGAUCUCCUCUCCAAUGGACACUGUCACAGAGUCCAGCAUGGCUAUUGCAAUGGCACUUAUGGGAGGUAUUGGGAUCAUCCAUCACAAUUGCACACCAGAGUUCCAGGCCAAUGAAGUUCGUAAAGUUAAGAAAUUUGAACAAGGGUUCAUUACUGACCCCGUGGUGAUGAGUCCUCGCCACACUGUGGGGGAUGUCUUCGAAGCUAAAAACCGCCAUGGAUUCUCUGGAAUUCCUAUCACUGAGACUGGGAAAAUGGGGAGCAAUUUGGUGGGGAUUGUCACAUCCAGGGAUAUUGACUUUCAGACUGAGAAGGAGUAUGAUACACCCCUAAGUAAGGUGAUGACAAAGCGGGAAGAUUUGGUUGUUGCUCCUGCGGGUGUCACUCUGAAAGAAGCAAAUGACAUUUUACAGCGCAGCAAGAAAGGAAAGCUGCCCAUUGUGAAUGACAGUGACCAAUUGGUUGCAAUCAUUGCUCGGACAGACCUGAAGAAGAACCGGGACUACCCUCUGGCAUCCAAGGACUCCCGUAAACAACUGUUGUGUGGGGCAGCCAUAGGGACCAGGGAAGAUGACAAAUACAGGCUGGACCUGCUACUGCAGGCGGGCGUGGAUGUGGUGGUUCUGGACUCAUCGCAGGGCAAUUCGGUUUAUCAGAUUAACAUGAUACAUUACAUCAGACAAAAAUACCCUGAACUGCAGGUUGUCGGUGGGAAUGUGGUAACUGCAGCACAGGCUAAAAAUCUAAUAGAUGCAGGUGUGGAUGCUCUCAGAGUUGGAAUGGGGUGUGGCUCCAUUUGCAUCACGCAGGAAGUUAUGGCUUGUGGCCGACCCCAAGGUACAGCAGUAUAUAAAGUAGCCGAGUAUGCCCGUCGUUUUGGGGUUCCUGUUGUUGCAGAUGGUGGAAUUCAGACAGUGGGACAUGUAGUGAAGGCUCUUGCACUUGGAGCUUCUACAGUGAUGAUGGGAUCACUUCUGGCAGCUACCACAGAGGCACCAGGAGAGUACUUCUUCUCCGAUGGUGUGAGACUAAAGAAAUAUCGUGGGAUGGGUUCCCUCGAUGCAAUGGAGAAAAACAGUAGCAGCCAGAAACGAUAUUUCAGUGAGGGGGACAAAGUGAAAGUUGCUCAGGGAGUGUCUGGAUCCGUCCAGGACAAGGGGUCCAUUCACAAGUUUGUCCCAUACCUGAUUGCUGGAAUCCAGCAUGGCUGUCAGGACAUUGGGGCUAAAAGCCUGUCUAUUCUACGUUCCAUGAUGUAUUCAGGAGAGCUGAAAUUUGAGAAGAGAACCAUGUCUGCUCAAGUAGAGGGAGGAAUCCACGGGCUUCAUUCUUACGAGAAACGGCUAUACUGAUGGAGGGGGCAGAACUCAACUACGAAUGGCUUCUGACGUCCCAUCUGCUUUGGCAACCAAGCAAAAUGGUCACAUCUGAAAUUGCACAUGCUGCAAUCUUGGGUGCGGAGCUGAUAGUACACUAAUUUAUGAUGAUAACAAUUUUGCACUAUCAAUGAAGUAUCUGGGUUUAAAUGCCAUGAUUACAUUGUCCUAACCUUAAACAAAAAUAAAUAAAUAAAAUAAACAGAAUAGCUAUGGAAGGGACCAUGCUUACAAAGCUAGCAGUUUAAAAGCAUGCUUAAGAAGCUGAGAAAUCUUUGUAUAUAGAGCAGAGAUGAUCCCUUUCCAGUGCUUUUUUCAGGAGAAAUGUCACAGACCAUUAGGUUAGGGUAAUGUGUGAAAAAAACAAUGUUGUCUUGCUACUUUGUUUUGUGGCAAACAUGGUUUUGUCAAUGAGUUCAUUUAAGUUAUUACAUGUAAUUGUUUAUAAAUCGAGCACUUUUUUUUUUUUUUUUUUUUUUUUAACAAUAACAAAUCAGAGAAACAGAUGCCCAGGAUAAUUUCGUGUCCCAAAGCUCACAAAGGUCGCCAUGCAGUUCUGGUCAAUAUUGUUACAGCUUCAGGGUUGUGUGCAGUAAGGCUCCUACCAUAGAGCAAGCACUAAUUACUAUGGUCUGAAACCUGUAAAGUAAACAUAAUUAAUAACUAUAUUCUUGGGAACAGAAAACUUCAUGAGACAUUCCAAAUACUUGGGCAGAGGUAGUCUUAUAAGAAUGUCUAAGAUACUCCAUAGCUCAAUUUUGGUCACAGCAAAGUUUAGUUUUCAAAAAUAAGAUGAUGGUCAGUGAGUGCACCCGUCACAGAAACCUUGGCUUGAUGUUCAGAGGUAUGAGAAUUUAGUAAAGCUUAAUGUCGCCUGGAGUUCACCUGCAGAGUCUUUAUUGGGUUGCACCAUUAGUAAUUCCAGUUUCUCUCCAUGUGAAUCUGGAGUCGCAGAUUACGAAACGGCAGUUCCCUUAGCAAUCUCUCUGACCUGUCUUUUUUUUUUUAUUUGACCUGUAGGAAGUUAGCCAGCCUGCCAGACGUGUAGAAUGAGGGAACUACAAACUACUAUUUAAAACCUCCCGAUCAUAAGGCGUCUUGGAUUAUCCUGUAUGCCGAUUAGUUUGUAGUUUUGUAAAGUAGCCUUAUGUCAGGGAUAUGUUAAACCAGAGAGCCUUAUGAAGGUGUAGUGUGUUUUUAAACAGAAAAGACUGUCGUCUAGACUAAAUGUUAUUGAAGGUAGCAAUAGAUUAUCCGAAACUAACGGUGGUACUUUUAUAAAUGUACACCAUCUUAUAUUACAAACAUGGUUAACACAGCUUUAUUAUUUAUUUUAACCAGAAAAAUACCAAGAGCAUGCCUUGAAGAACCUUUCUGAUAUCGCUCGUUGUUUUUUUUUUUUUUUUUUUUCUCUCUGUGGCAAGUCUUAUUAAUUAUUGUUUAAUUUUAACCAGGAAUGACCAACCUCUGGUAUUUUUAACAACUAUACAAACAACACCACCACAAUCUAAAUGUGGUAUUGUGUUAUGUUGAAUAAAAGUACACAUUUAAAAUAUGGGUGGCACAGCCCCUUCUUGUCUUGCAUAGUAGAUUUUUCAAUGAAUACUCCUAGGUAAAAAUCACAAAUGUAAGAAACAGUGAUGCAAAGCACUGUCGGGGUAGAUUAUUGGUGUAUCGGUACAUUUAAUUGUCAAAAGAUUUGGCACAUUAGCUUCUCCUAGUCAAACAUAUUAAGUAUCUUGAAAAAAAAAAUGCUUGUGCUUACAAAACUCCAGCUUUGUGUCUUACGAGAAGCAUGGGAUUUGUUUGUUUUUCACUGUGAAUAUGAAUAGGUAUUUAUGUAGGUGUUCAUCAAAAAGGCAUCAUUAACAGCGUGUUCCCUAGUUUGUGGAUAUUAACAGAUCCGAAAUAACCCUAUACUCCUUGCCUCCCUUACUGUUAGCCUUACCUGAUCUUGUGUAUUAAUAUUCUUGAACCUUGGAAAGCAAGUUGCAAUUUCUGCUUUUUUUAGUUCUCUUUCCAAGUGCACCAUUUUGCAUCUGAAGGUAUAUGAAACAUGUUACAGAAAACAUGGAUGUCCCUGAUCUGUGUUCAGAUGGUAGUAUAAUUCUGUCCUGGAGAACCAUUCCUGCAAGUGUAUAGAUGGAAUAACCCCCCUCCCCCAAGUUCCUAUGGAAGCAAUAUUUAUACGAAGUAGCUUAUUUUUUUACUAUGCUUCUACAUUUUGCCCUUUUUGUAAACGGAUAUGGCUGUUUUUCAGUUCAUUUUGUUUUUCAGCAUGUUUUAUCAAAUUAUUCAAAUUGUAUCUUUAAAUUAUCAUCCACAUGUUACACUGUUUGACAGCAGUUUGGAUAUGUUUUGGUUCAAAGCAAUUUAAAAAGCGUGCCUCCUUUUAGACCUGUUAAUGUACGUUUCCAGAAUGGCUUUGUCAGAUGAGCAAUGUGAAUGUUAAUAGUUGAUCUAGAGUGGGAGUUUACCCAAUUCAAAUUCUUACUGUUUACAUGCAUGACGUUGUUGUUAGUAGGGGUGUACUUAUUUGUCUUCACUGUUAAUUUUAAUUAGCUAAAAAAGUGGUGAAUGAAUAACGCAGGCACUGAAAUAUGAAUUAAAAUAGGGCCCUCUGGAAUUUCACAUACUUAAUAUUUCGGACAAUAAUGCAAAUGUACACCUCGGUUGGAACAUGUGUUUACAUGAUGUUACACAAAGGGCUCUAUUCUAAUAAGUUGAAUGGUAGCUCUGUUUAAAUUCACUGCUGCUUAUAUGAUUAAAAUAGGGCCGGGUAAUGUUACACCAUAGGUGUCCUCGAAGUAAUCUGCUUUUGCUGCUUUACCAAAUGUGACCUGUAGAGGUCACUGUCAGCCCAAACCUUAUAUCCAUCUUCAACUAAAAUGCAUCACUGCCCCGGGUUGCACUUUGGAUAAUUGAAAAACUGCCCUUGCUAUUUCUCUUUUCAAACUUGUUGCACAUUGUUGUUGGCAUUGUUUUUAAAUGAUAGAUUUUUAUUAUUGUUCAUUUAAAUAGGGCAGUUGUGAUGUAAACCAGUCUGAACUCUUGGGUGGUUUUACAGACCUUGAUUAGCGCUGUAGUCCAAGAUUAGUGCUAAUCAGGGUCCCUGAAACCAUAGGAUAAUGGAAUGUAAAACGGAAUCAUUUUAUCGUAACUAGAACUGGAGCUUAUGGUCAUUUGUAAAAGUAGAUGCUGUACAAAGAAAGUGAUUAAAAAAAAAAAAAAUGCUGUUUUAUCGUCUUGUUUAAAAAUAGGUUCCCUUUCAAGUAGGGAAUAUUAACCAUUAUAAAUGGGUGUUUCCCUUUAAGACACCCAAACUGAAAACUCUAUGCCAAAGAUUCUUGGUAGAGGAGGGUGGCGCUGCUGAGGCUGCACCCGGCAACCACAAAAUAGCAACAUGACCUUCCAGCCAUUUUCUUUUUUCAGCCGUGCUGAUUACUCCGGAGACAGUAUAGUCUCGAUAUACCUAUUGUUAGCGCUUUUAAGUGAUUUAUUUAUAUUUCAAGCUGUAUUUCUGUUUCAUCUGUGCUGGGUUAGUCCCACCGUGGCCAUUCCAAGGUAGUCAGCCUCCUGUGGGAGAGAUUUGAGAUGGCAGAGGUGGACUUCUUUGUUUUCAGGAGUCGGCACAUUGUCAUCUAUGGUUCUACAUAAACGGAGAAGGGGGACCCCUGGGGAUAGAUGCAAUGGCACAACUGUGGCCAGCACGUCUGCUGGAUGCGUUUCCACCGCUUGCGCUGCUUCCACUGUGUUUGGAGAAGAUCCUACAAGACUGGGCCAGGGUGCUCCUAAUAGCCCUGCUCUGGCCCACGAGAGUCUAGUUCUCCUUUCUGAUGCAGCUCCUGAGCGGUCAGCCAUGGGAACUGCCGAUGCGUCACGACCUGCACAGGCACGGGGCACUCUGUGGCACCCCAACCCAUCAAGUCUGCAGCACUGGACUUGGCCCCUGAACGGCUGCAAAUGAGCCAUCUGGGGUUAUCAAACAGCAUGACUGACUCCUUACAAAAUGCUAGGGCAGCCUCUACUCAUUCCCAAUAUGGGUACAAAUGGGGUGUGUUCUAGACAUGGUGUUUGGCUUGUGGGUUUGAACCCACAACAUGCCCAAUGACAGUUAAAUUGCAAUUUUUUACAGGACCUUUUUGAUGAGGGGAAAUUUCCCACUAUUCUAAAGGUCUAUUUGGCAUCCAUUGCGGUGUGCUAUGUGAAAACUGAUUAAUUACCUGGAAGGGCAAUUUUUAAAAGGCACCCGAUGGCUUAGGCCACUGGUGAAGGAUUUUGUUCUUCACUGGAGGUUAAAUGUCACGCUUAAUGCAUUGACAAAACCUCCAUUUGAGCCCAUGCAUUCGGCUGAGCUUACAUUUUUGUUUUCCAAGACUGCCUUCUUGCUUGCAGUCACCUCCACUAAGCUGGUGAGUGAAAUGCAAGCAUUUUCAAUUUCAAAAGCUUGUCUAUAACAUAACAAAGGAUACCCUUUAUAGUAACCCAGCUUUCCUGCCGAAGACCGUCUCGGCUUUCCUCGUUAAUUAGUUGGCGGAGUUGGAGGCUUUCCUUUCCCCUCCUUUCCAAUCUGACAAGGAUCGCCAGCUCCAUAUGCUUUGCCCAGUGUGGGCAUUAGCAUAUUAUGUGGAGAGGACUAAAAGCUGGAGGCAGUCGGAACAACUGAUUGUUUGUUACGGGGCUAAGUCCCAGGUACAAGCUCUGUCUAAACAGCGUCUGUCCAAAUGGUUAGCAGGCAUGGUACAGACUGCGUACGAACUAGCCAAUCUGCCCCUGACUGAGAAGCUCACCAGCCAUUCCACCAGGGGUCGGGCGACUUCAUGGGCAUUGUUCCACGGUGCACCUAUCCAGAACAUAUGCAGUGCAGCAGCGUGGGCUUCCUCCCAUAUGUUUGCUAGGUUCUGUCGGCUGAAGGUCAUGGACCUGCAGAAUCCUGGAUUCUACCCUCACGAUCGAACAUUAGAGGUGAGUCCAUCUUCUGUUUUUCAGUGUGGAACAUUACUGUGGCACAAGCGGUCCUAGCUUGCAAUUGGGUUGUAUGCCAUAUCCUUGUGACAGCUUUGGUAUACUUAUUUGUUAUGGUUAAUAUUGCCUACUUGAAAGGAAACGUUAGGUAUCAAUCCUGUUUCCCUGAAAUAGGAAUAUUAACUAUAAACUUCCGGCUUGUGGCGUUCGUGGUCAUAGUCUUUGAAAGAAAAUGGCAUUGCAGGAAGGGUGUGCUGCUAUUUUGUGGUUGCAGGGUGGAGCCACAGCAAUGCCACUGUUCUCUAGCGAGAAUCUUUGGUAUAGAGUUUUCAGUUUGGGUGUCUUAAAAGGACACACCCACUUGUAAUGGUUAAUAUUCCUAUUUCAUGGAACCUGGGUUAUGAUAACAACCUAACGUAAUCUGGUGAAUAUUGAAAAUGAAUUUGUUGUGUAGCUUUUGUUUAUUUUUUGCUUUUAUAUCCUUAGUUUAGUGUCAUAUUUUCUAUUGAAACGGUUUCAUAGCACAAAAGAGUCGAGCAUUGUAUAAUCUCAAAGAUAUGUCUGCUGGGUGAACCGCGGCAUAUUCACUUUUAAAGCUUUACAUUUGUUAAUUCUGUUACUAUAUUGUAAAAAUAAAUAAAAGAAAUGCAGCAAAGUAGAAAAUGUGACCUCUGUCAUCAUUUUGUUGUGUUUAUACUACGAGAGUUGAAGUGUUGUUUAACAUCCUGUCUGCUGUUUUGAACACUCAAUUGGUUUGCAUUUGCAAUAAUCUUGUUUAGAGGGUAUCAACACAAGACUGACUCAUACUUCUGAUUUCUGCUCCCUGUUAAUUAAUAAAUGUAUUUAUUGACCUGCAUUUUAAAUUGCACGUUGCUGUGAUAGUCUAGAUUUAUUGUUUGUUUUCCUUUUACAAAACUGAGCUUUGAAAGCUGUUUCUCAACCUUUUCCAUUUAAUGAAAAAUGGACUAACUCCACUGACAUGACAGUCUUGACCACAUCAAGGCACCCGUGUCACUAUACAAAUAAACGUCUCAUAUAGCAUUUAAAAGACUUUAGAACAACCUAAUUUAAAAAAAAAAAAAAAAAAAGCUAGGAAAGUAAUAAGGUAACAUUGGUGCUAUUUUGUAGUCCUAACUUUAGAGCCAUAACAUUGGAGUUUAAAUUGUGUAACUUAAAUGAACAGGUAAUAUUUAAUGUUUAAUAUUGGUUGUCUUUGUUUCUUACAGUUGUAAAUGGACAAAUCAAAUCCUUCUGAUGUAUGUGCAUGUAGUCAAUGUGGUGUGCCUGUCUGAC